AUGCUGACGAUGAGACUCCCUCUCCAUCUACCGCCCCUUCCAGUGGUCAAGGGCGCGGUCGAUCAACAGUGCCUUCAUCCCGAGAUGGACGUGGUCGUGGCGCUCGAGCUGGUAGGGCGAGUUCGAUGUCCCCUUCCAAACCUGCUGCACGCUGCAGGCCAGCCAUCAUCUGCAUCCUCUGGUCCACCAAUCAACAUUCGUCGCACAAGCCCCACAACCACAACUGGCACGGACGGUCUAGGUUCUAACACUCCCAGAGCGUUGUUUCCAUCUACGGCGCCACCCACUCCGACGGCCACGCCAUACACCCCAAACCCGCCUAUUCCUGCCAACCAUAUCCUGCCGCAGCUGUUGACAUUUCUUCCCCAUACCGGGCCUGCUCAGCUCACCCCAGCACAACAAGCCAUCUUGGGGAGCCCAGGGGUUCCGGGGGUUCCGGGGGUCCCUGGGUAUGCUGGGAGUAGUGGAAGCGGGCUAGUGCUUCGCAAGGGCCUACAUCUACUGCACCAUCAUCCACGCUGGGUUCAUCAACAAUUCCAGCGCAAGUCCCUCCACUUCAAAUGGCCGCGGCAUCGGCUUCCCCAACCAACCCAAUGCUUACUGGGCCAUCUGGGGAUGGCGGGAGUCCUGGGUCGCAAACCACCAGUCAACCGACAAAUCCGGCUCCGAGUGUAG
Molecule: messenger RNA, 675 nt
Organism: Aphanomyces astaci
Lineage: Eukaryota; Oomycota; Saprolegniomycetes; Saprolegniales; Verrucalvaceae
Exons: 2
Coding region: 1-675 (224 amino acids)
Source: RefSeq, a predicted model, not a curated record